Molecule: messenger RNA, 1806 nt
Organism: Cinclus cinclus
Lineage: Eukaryota; Metazoa; Chordata; Aves; Passeriformes; Cinclidae
Gene: GDF9
Product: growth differentiation factor 9
Exons: 2
Coding region: 424-1806 (460 amino acids)
Biological process (GO): BMP signaling pathway; SMAD protein signal transduction
Cellular component (GO): extracellular region
Molecular function (GO): growth factor activity; cytokine activity
Source: RefSeq, a predicted model, not a curated record
UGGAGAGAAGCCAAAGGCUAAGAGCAGUAACAUUUAGCUUUAUAUAUUCCUGCAACUAAACCAGGAUUAAUUAGACCAGACAACACUAACGCCUCCCCAGCUCCCUCUGCGGGCUGGCACUCGCUCCCAGCCUGUAAUUUCCCAUGUGAAAAAGGUUAAUUCAGAAUUAGUAUCUCUUUGUAAUAAGCUUUCAGGGCUAAAUUAGCCCAAUUGCAAUGAACCUGUGGUUUCAGGGUCCAGCUGCAGAUCUUUCUCUUCGCUCCCUAAUCAGAAAGAAACCUCCCUCACAUUCCACAGCUGCAUCCUAUAUAAGGGAUGGGGGCUCAGGCUUUCUUGUUUUUCCUUGAAUACUUGAGGGGAGUUUUUUCUUUUUUUUUCUUUUUUUUUUCUUCUCUCCCUUUUUGAUCCGUAGCCCUCAAGAACAUGGAGAGCACUUGGAGGAUUUGUGUGUGUUUGUACUGCUGCUUGUCCUGGCUCUCUGCUGGUACCCAGUGCUCCCCCCGUUCCAGGGGCAGAGGGGGCUCUGAGGAGCCCCCCGGGUUUUUGGCAGCUCCUGAUGAUGCUGCCAGCCAGCUCAGUGCGGUGCUGCAGCCACCCCAAGGCAGGGGACCGGCCCCUACCCUCCUGCCCUCCCUGCUCAGGGUGCUGCAGCACCGCGGCUCCCGGGGCUGGCACAGCGAGGUGCCACGGCUGCAGCCGGACUCCAGGGCCCUUCGGUACAUGAAGAGGCUGUACAGGAUGUCUGCCACCAGGGAGGGCAUCCCCAAGGCGCAGCGAGGCCGCCUCUAUAACACGGUGCGGCUCUUCACCCCGUGCUGGGAAUGCGAGCACGGCCACCUGGGGAAAGGUAGGAAUCUGUUUCCCUUCCCAGGAAAUGUUCACUCGGUGGAUUUACUCUUCAACUUGGAUCGUGUUACUGCUCUGGAGCACUUACUCAAGUCUGUCUUGCUCUAUUCCUUUGACACAUCUGUUCCCAUUUCCUCUUCCAUUACCUGCAUAUGCCAUUUAUCCUUUAAGGAACAUGAUUUUUCCAGCCAAGUUUGUCCCAGCAUUUCCCACUCUCUCGCUUUUAGCCUGCACUUUGACGUUAGGAAACGCAAAUGGGUGGAAAUGGAUGUGACUUCUUUCCUCCAGCCUCUGAUUGCUAUGAACAGAAGGAACGUCCAUAUGGCUCUGAACUUCACUUGUGUGAUGGGCGACCCACAGCAGAGCACGAAACUGGAAAACGCCGUAAAUGUGACACUGGCUCCCCCUUCCCUUCUGCUGUAUCUCAAUGACACCAGUGAGCAAGCUCAUCACCGGGGGAGCUCACCGGGGCACGGCAGGAAAAGCAGCAGCCCGCCCGUGGAUGCUCCAAAGGGUGGCAAAGGACAAGGCAACCCCCAGGGUAGAAGGGCCUCUCGCCAGCGAAGGAAUGAGAACCCAAAAGCGACCCCGGCCGCUUCACCUCAUAACCCGAGCGAGUACCUGAAGCAGUUUGUGUUCCCUCAGCACGAGUGCAAGCUGCACAACUUCCGCCUGAGCUUCAGCCAGCUGCGCUGGGACCGCUGGAUCAUCGCCCCGCACAGGUACAGCCCCCAGUUCUGCCAGGGCGACUGUCCCCGCGCCCUGGGCCAGCGCUACGGCUCCCCCGUGCACACCAUGGUGCAGACCCUCAUCUACGAGCGCCUGGACCCCUCGGUGCCCCGGCCCUCGUGCGUGCCGGCCGCCUACAGCCCGCUGAGCGUGCUGACCAUCGAGCCCGACGGCUCCAUCGCCUACAAGGAGUACGAGGACAUGAUCGCCACCGAGUGCACCUGCCGGUAG